GAUACCAUGAUACGAAUUAUUUUCCUUGCAUCGUUUUUCCCCCUGACCCAUUGGAACUGGAUGCUGAGCAAUACAUGAUGGAACUCGAGUCAUGAUCGCCAAGCCAAGCUAAUGGUUCUUGUCUCCCGCAGCUUCAAAGCGAGAGACAAAACAAAGGCAACAGCUGUGGGACAAAAUGCUCGCUGUUUUUUCUUCUUCUUCCUUCUUCUUGAUUGUGGAUCUGGGACGGAGUUGUCUGUUUCUUCGCUUCAAUACUGUACAGCAAUUUUGUGUCUUUUCUCUUUUUUUGUCUCUUUUUCUCUCUCUUUUUUUUGCGAGCUUUUUUCUCCCAGCUAAGCAAGGCAAGAUAAGGCAGGCCAUUGUGAUUAAGUUGACUCAGUGAUAACUACAAUAUAUAUCA
Messenger RNA from Aspergillus japonicus CBS 114.51, 400 nucleotides. RefSeq lists its product as uncharacterized. Lineage: Eukaryota; Fungi; Ascomycota; Eurotiomycetes; Eurotiales; Aspergillaceae. The transcript has a single exon. The record is from RefSeq and is a predicted model, not a curated record. Bases 112 to 336 code for a protein of 74 amino acids.